Molecule: messenger RNA, 1997 nt
Organism: Mus caroli (Ryukyu mouse)
Lineage: Eukaryota; Metazoa; Chordata; Mammalia; Rodentia; Muridae
Gene: Mmp8
Product: matrix metallopeptidase 8
Biological process (GO): extracellular matrix organization; collagen catabolic process; proteolysis
Cellular component (GO): extracellular matrix
Molecular function (GO): metalloendopeptidase activity; zinc ion binding
Source: RefSeq, a predicted model, not a curated record
AUAAGGGACCAGACAAGAGCAGUGAUUGGCAGGGGAUGCGGUGAGCUUCAGGGCACUCGCCAGAGGGGCAGAGGAAGGCAGGAGAGGUUGUCUUGGAAGAUAAGAUUAUGCUUCGCCUGAAGACACUUCCAUUUCUGAUCUUCCUCCACACACAGCUUGCCAAUGCCUUCCCAGUACCUCCUGAACACCUGGAAGAGAAAAAUAUAAAAACUGCUGAGAAUUACCUACGAAAAUUCUACAACUUACCAAGCAAUCAAUUCCGGUCUUCGAGGAAUGACACAAUGGUUGCAGAGAAACUUAAAGAGAUGCAGCGCUUCUUCAGCUUAGAGGAGACUGGGAAGUUAGAUGCAGCUACAAUGAGGAUGAUGGAAAUGCCUCGAUGUGGAGUGCCUGACUCUGGUGAUUUCUUGCUAACCCCAGGAAGUCCCAAGUGGACACACACUAACCUGACCUACAGGAUUAUAAACCAUACGCCACAGCUGUCAAGGGCUGCAGUGAAAACAGCAAUUGAGAAAGCUUUUCACGUCUGGAGUGUAGCAUCGCCCCUGACCUUCACCGAGACUUUACAGGGAGAAGCAGACAUCAACAUUGCUUUCGUCUCAAGAGACCAUGGUGACAAUUCUCCAUUUGAUGGACCCAAUGGAAUCCUUGCCCAUGCCUUUCAACCAGGCCAAGGUAUUGGAGGAGAUGCUCACUUUGAUUCAGAAGAAACGUGGACUCAAGAUUCCAACAAUUACAACCUAUUUCUCGUGGCUGCUCAUGAAUUUGGACAUUCUUUGGGACUCUCUCACUCCACUGAUCCUGGUGCCUUGAUGUACCCAAACUAUGCUUACAGGGAACCCAGCACCUAUUCACUACCUCAAGAUGACAUCAAUGGCAUUCAGACAAUCUAUGGACCUUCAGACAACCCCAUCCAACCUACUGGGCCCAGCACACCCAAAGCCUGUGACCCCCACCUGAGAUUUGAUGCUACUACCACACUCCGUGGGGAGAUUUACUUCUUUAAAGACAAGUACUUCUGGAGACGGCAUCCUCAGCUGAGAACAGUUGACCUCAAUUUCAUAUCUCUGUUCUGGCCCUUCCUACCCAAUGGUCUUCAGGCUGCUUAUGAAGAUUUUGACAGAGACCUAGUUUUCCUAUUUAAAGGCAGACAGUACUGGGCUCUAAGUGGCUAUGACCUGCAGCAAGGUUACCCCAGAGAUAUAUCCAACUAUGGAUUCCCAAGGAGUGUCCAAGCCAUUGAUGCAGCUGUUUCCUAUAGUGGGAAGACAUACUUCUUCGUAAACAACCAGUGCUGGAGAUAUGACAAUCAAAGAGGAUCCAUGGACCCAGGUUACCCCAAAAGCAUAGCAAGCCUGUUCCCAGGAGUAAACUGUAGAGUCGAUGCAGUUUUCCUGCAGGACUCCUUCCUCCUCUUCUUCAGCGGACCACAAUAUUUUGCAUUUAAUUUUGUCAGUCACAGAGUCACUAGAGUUGCAAGAAGCAAUUUAUGGCUUAACUGUUCAUAGAGUUGAGCAAUGUCAAAUGUCCUUGCACCCACCCUAUGAAUACAAAAAGGGAAGCUCAGUCUGUAUAUUCAUCCCCAUGUCCUGCCCAGACUUUCCUCAGUGGUAACUAACUCUGCAGCCCUCUUCGAAGAACCAGUGUUUGUAAUCUGGCAUUCCCAGCCAUGGCUAACUCCUUCUGCAUAUUCCGCCCCUGGUUCCUGAAUGCAUCACAAAGAGAGCAAGCCAUUUACUACCUUACACUUCACUAUUUCAUUAUCUGCUCUUCUGCCUUCUAAACCCUUUUGUUUUAUUACUUGCUUAUCUAGCUUCAAAUGUUCCUAAAUCUCUUCAAACAGGGAAUCUAGCAUUGGAUUUUCAUUACAAAUGAGGAUUAUAAACACAUAGAUAUUAUCCCCUUAUCUGUACAGAAAAAAGUGCUGUUAUUUCCUCCAUUGGAAAAAAUAUGAAAAAUAUGUAAUGUGUGUUGAAUCAUGCCCCUCUGCAUGCCAG